Molecule: messenger RNA, 1206 nt
Organism: Brassica napus (rape)
Lineage: Eukaryota; Viridiplantae; Streptophyta; Magnoliopsida; Brassicales; Brassicaceae
Product: probable polyol transporter 3
Exons: 3
Coding region: 1-1206 (401 amino acids)
Biological process (GO): transmembrane transport
Cellular component (GO): membrane
Molecular function (GO): carbohydrate transmembrane transporter activity
Source: RefSeq, a predicted model, not a curated record
AUGGGCAUCCUGAAUCUCUGUGCUCUCGUUGGAUCUUUAACGGCGGGAAAAACAUCUGACGUCAUCGGUCGGCGUUACACCAUUGCUCUCUCCUCCGUGAUAUUCUUAGUUGGAUCGGUUGUUAUGGGUUACGGUCCAAACUACGCCGUUUUAAUGGUAGGAAGAUGUAUAGCUGGAGUGGGUGUAGGGUUUGCUCUAAUGAUAGCUCCGGUCUACUCAGCCGAGAUAGCCUCUGCUUCACACAGAGGCUUUCUCACUUCGCUCCCUGAGCUUUGUAUUAGUCUAGGGAUCUUACUAGGCUAUGUCUCGAACUACUGCUUCGGAAAACUGGCGUUGAAACUCGGCUGGAGAUUGAUGCUUGGACUCGCAGCGAUUCCUUCAAUGAUAUUAGCGUUUGGGAUUUUGAAAAUGCCUGAAUCUCCGAGGUGGCUUGUGAUGCAAGGUAGGUUAGAAGAGGCCAAGAAAAUCAUGGUUUUGAUAUCCAACACCGAAGAAGAAGCUGAAGAACGCUUCAGGGACAUUUUAGCCGCUGCAGAGAUAGAGGAAGAUGGAGCGGUUAAAGCGGUUGGCCGCGCGUGUAUGGAGAGAGCUGGUGAUAACCCUACACCCGCGCACGCGACUGGGAUCGAAGCCGUCGUUUUGUACAGCCCAAAGAUCUUCGAGAAAGCUGGAGUGACUUCAAAAGACAAGCUCUUACUAGCCACGGUCGGUGUAGGUUUAACCAAGGCUGUUUUAAUAGUAAUAGCGACUUUCUUGCUGGACAAGGUAGGUCGGAGAAAGCUUCUGCUGACGAGUACAGGCGGUAUGGUUUUUGCGUCGACCAGUUUAGCGAUUGGUCUCACGAUGGUUCACCGUUUCGGGCGGUUAGUGUGGGCCUUGAGGUUGAGCAUCGUCUCUGCGUACACGUUUGUAGCGUUUUUCUCGAUCGGGCUUGGGCCUAUAACGUGGGUGUACAGCUCUGAGAUAUUCCCGUUGAGACUUAGGGCUCAGGGAGCGAGCAUAGGCGUUGCGACGAUCACGAUGGGCGGUGUGUUCUUCAUGUUCGCUGGAAUCGCGGUUGUAGCGUGGUGGUUCUUCUUCUUUAUGUUGCCGGAGACGAAAGGAGUGCCAUUGGAAGAGAUUGAGAAACUUUUUGGUGGUGGAGAUGCUCGUGGUGCUCGCGACGGAUUAGAGAUUCAAGCAAAGAGAGUCAAUAAUAAGAUUUGA